AUGUCUGUCCCGCCUACACCGACAACAGAGAGAAAGCCGGGCUUCACCCCGCUCGUCGCCGUCGUCGACUUCCACCAUGCGCGCGGCCCCGAAGUCGAGACGUGGUUCGGCGUGCCCGAGGGUAGCGACCCAGCUGCCGAGUAUGACUGGGGACUGUUGCCGUUCAUGGCUUUGAGCGAUGGUGCUCACGCCGCAACAGAAGACUUCUCCUACUUCACCCUUCUCCGCCCCGCCACCGCCUCCGACCCCGAAGCCACCUCCCUCUUCGGUAUCUCGUGCACCCGCCAGAUGGACGCCUCCCAGCUGCUCAACCGCCCCGCCGAAGUCACCCGCUCGACCGUGCAAAAAGCCGUCGUCAUCAUCGCCGACUCGCCGCAGUACUUUGGCAUGCUGCGCGAGCGUCUGAGCGUCGUCACAAAGGCCUGGUUCGCCCAGCGCGAGUUCACCGACGUCGAGAUCCUCCGGCGCUUCCAGGAGAGCCUGGCGGACGAGAAGGCGCGCGGUACGCUGCUGGGCGAGAAGGAGGAGGACAGGGAUCUAUAUCUCGGCAUGAGCCUGCGGGAGCUGGUGCGCGAGUUCCGGUGGCAGACGCUCGUGCUGCUCAAGUGCUGUCUGCUCCAGCCCAAGAUGUUGUUCUUCGGGUCGCGGUGCGAGAGGCUCUGCAUGAUGCAGUUCUCGCUGAUCAGCCUGAUUCCGGGGCUGUUGAGGAACUUGCAAGACUCGGCUGGUCCGGAGCUGGAUAACUACGAAAGAAAACUGCAGCGGCCGACGAGCUUGCGGACUAGUGAUCGCAACUCGCUGCUGGCGUACAUGGGCUUGCCGCUUCAGAUCUUCGGCAAGGGAAGCUUGUUCGGGCCGUAUACCCCCCUUCAGCAGCUUGAUGUCCUAGCGGACUUUGGGACGAAGUCUUACAUCGUCGGCAGCACCAACUCGCUGCUUUUACAACAAAAGGACCGAUAUUCUGAUAUUCUGAUCAACCUCGACGAAGACUCGAUUAACAUUACUUCCACCAGCCUCAAGUCUGCCCUGGCCCUGUCGACCCCCGACCGCCGCUGGAUCGACUUCAUCACGCAAAACGUCAACGACACAUGGGACGACGCCAACCCUGGCAUGCCGAAAACAAUGGGCUACGUCGGCUCCGAGGAGUUCAUCCGCUUGCAGUUCGAAGAAUACCUGCUCUCACUAAUCUCCUCGGUCAAAUACCACAACCACCUCGCCAUCCACGCCCAAAACCCGCGCAUGCUACUCCCGCACAUCGAAGGGGACCCCUCGCUCGACUUCAACGCCGACUUCAUCGAGGCCUGGAAGCGCACGGAGAAUUACCGGAUCUGGGACGGACAUACGGACUCCCACCUGUUCGACAUCGUGGAGCCUAAACACCCCUGCGCCGGCGGGCUGACGAUCGAUGAUGUGCAGAGGCGCAUAGCGCAGCAGGUGCAGGAUUUGCAUCUUGACGAAAGGUUUGCGGUCGGGAAGGAGGUGCUGGGAAGGAAUUUGCAGGCGGGCAAGGAGAAGGCGAGCACGAUGUUCAAUAAGCUGUAUGCGGACAUGGAGGCUUUGAGGGAGCAGAGGCGACGGGCGGCGGAGGAGGCGGAGAAGCAGCGGCAGGCUGAUCUGGCAGCUGGUGGGAAUGGGAAUGGACAACAACAGCAGGGUAGUAGCGAAAAGGGUGGCAGUGAGAACGGGAAUGGCAACGGCCAAGGACAAGGACAAGGACAAGGAGGAUUGGCGCCAGCCGUGUCAACAGUAGGCAGCAAAGCCGGCGCCUUUGUGAGCAGCUGGACUGCGUGGGCAGGCGAGAAGAGGAAAGGAUGGGGCCGCUCGGCGCCAACGACACCGAUUACCGAGACUACGCCUAUCCGUUCUACCUCCUCUGGUACCGCCGGUACUACCGGCACCACAGAAACGACAUCAUCCGACACCGCUUCGCAGACUGGAUCAACCCAAUCACAAUCACAAGAAAAGGAAAAAGAACAGGAAAAGAAAGGAGGAUGGGGUUGGUCCAAAGCCCUCAAGAACCGCACCUCGGUCCUCCUCAGCGGCGGUGGCGGGGGCUCAUCGGAGGAAAGAGAAACGUUCAUGCCCCAAUCUCCUACCCGCAACGGGGCUUAUGCGGCUCUACCGCUAGCGACGGGUAGUCCGGAGUCGACGAGAACUACUAGGACGGGAAAUAGUAGUGUUACUGGUGGUAGCGGUGGUGGUGGUGGCGGUGGGCAGUCGAGACAGUUUAGGAGACGGGCGUUGAGUGGGGAGAGCAUGUUGGAUGCGGCGGGGAGUGAGGAUGGGUUUAGCGGGAGUGAGUUUGGAAGUCCUGAGAGGGUGAGGGGCGGGAUUGCGAGGAAGCCGGUUGGUAGUGGUGCGGGAGCGGGAUCACGGCCUGGUACAGCUGGGACGGUAGGGAGCGUGAAUUUGAUGAAUGUCGCGAGCCCAGCGGGGACGGUGAAUUUGAUGAAUGUGGCGAGCCCGGAGGCGAUGAAGACUACGGCGACGACUACGACUACGACGACGAAGCAGGAUGAUAAGGGUAUGGAAGAAGUUUCACUUGAGGAUCCCCCAGUACCGGCAACGACAGCGGUAACAACAGCAGCUUCAGUGGAUGAUAAGACGGAAGCGACUGCCACAUCAGUUCCAGUACCGGCUCUAGCACCGUUAACGAUCACCAAGACGACAGAAGAGGCUACAGCGACACAAAAGGAGAGAUCAAGGUCACGGUCCAGGUCCCGAUCGCCAUCACCAUCACCGCUUCAGUCACCCGCGGUUAUAGUGGCUGCUGAAGAGGCGGCGAAGGCAAGGGAGGUUUGGGAUAAAUAG
Sordaria macrospora k-hell is the source of this 2811-nucleotide messenger RNA. RefSeq lists its product as uncharacterized. The record is from RefSeq and is a predicted model, not a curated record. Gene Ontology annotation, cellular component: cytoplasm. NCBI's taxonomy places the organism in Eukaryota, Fungi, Ascomycota, Sordariomycetes, Sordariales, Sordariaceae.